This is a messenger RNA of Clonostachys rhizophaga, 999 nucleotides long. Lineage: Eukaryota; Fungi; Ascomycota; Sordariomycetes; Hypocreales; Bionectriaceae. The record is from the annotation of a GenBank genome assembly.
AUGCCCGGAGGCGUGUGUGCCGUCCUCGACUAUGAGGUCGAGGCGAUGGCAGAAUAUGUCGCCGAGAUGGCAACCCGAGUUGUCACCCCUGAGGCAGUCAUCACCCCUGCUUUCCGAAAGUUCGUCUCGCAGAUCCUUACAUCCACGAGACUGCCGAGCACCACCAUCCUCCUCGGUAUGAACUACCUCGCCAAGCGGAUCAAUUCGAUGAAGAGCCAGGGCCCUUACAAGGCUACCGAAGGUCAAGUCUGGCGAUACCUUACGGUCUCCCUCCUCUUGGGCAGCAAGUUCUUGGAUGACAACACAUUCCAAAACAGAUCCUGGUCUGAGGUCAGUGGAAUAUCUGUCUCAGAGUUGAACUCGCUUGAAUUUGAUUGGGUUCAGUCUAUGAGCUGGCGCUUGUACGUCAACCUGGAUCUCAGCAAGGACUACCAGGCGUGGUUGGAGAACUGGCGUGACUGGCAGCAGAUCAGGAAGCGACAGAUGCAGGCUACUCGGGAGCGUUCCGUCCCCGUCGUCCCCGCCGUCGAUACCAAUGUCGCUCGAUACAACGCCAGCCAGCACUCACCUCACUCGCGCUACAUCCAGGAUCAGAUCGCCGAGUACGAGAGAUACCAGGCCCUCAAGUCUCAACAAUCGGGCUACCGCUCGCGCGAGGCUUCCUGGUCGCACAACCACAACCCCUGGGGUGCUCCUCUCACUCCACCAGAUUCUGGCUAUGGCACUCCUGAUUACGCACUCUCCGCCGCUACCACUAAUGCGCGAUACAACGACUGGUUUGCUCAGGCAACUGCUCAGUACGCCAGUCGGUAUCCCCAUGUUUCCCAUACUGCAUAUGGUUCUGGGCGUCAUGGUGGCUACGUUUCCUCCAGCUACCCUUAUCACCAGAACAUCUGGGAGCAUGGUACUGGUGACUGUGCCUGCACAGGAUGUGCUGGGCCAAUGAAGCAUGCGCCUUACUUUGGCGCUCACGGAUAUGGACAGCCCGUCAUGGGCUAG